This is a messenger RNA of Nematostella vectensis (starlet sea anemone), 620 nucleotides long. RefSeq names its product polyadenylate-binding protein-interacting protein 2. The coding region runs from base 94 to 474 and encodes 126 amino acids. Gene Ontology annotation, biological process: negative regulation of translational initiation. Gene Ontology annotation, cellular component: cytoplasm. Gene Ontology annotation, molecular function: mRNA regulatory element binding translation repressor activity. The record is from RefSeq and is a predicted model, not a curated record. NCBI's taxonomy places the organism in Eukaryota, Metazoa, Cnidaria, Anthozoa, Actiniaria, Edwardsiidae. The transcript is spliced from 2 exons.
GCGAGACCGAUCGAAAUAUCCGCAGAACAACAGACCGAGGCACGAUUUCACUUGACACAUAAAACUGCAGAAAAGAAGCUUGUAUAGGUCAGUAUGGAAAAGCAACCGAAAAAUAACGAGCCAAAUCCCUUUGAAGAUUACAUGUGGAUGGAAAACAUGGAGGAUUUCGAUCGACAAAUCGAGGAACAACUUAUCGAAGAAGAGUUCAUUAGAAACUGCAUCGAACAACUUCUCGAAGAUGAGGAAGAAAGAGAAACGAUGAGCGCCACGGAAAUCAUAGCCCAGCAAAAGUUCGAGAGCAUGAAAAUUAGUAACCCUAGUCCACAAGUGCCUCAACAACAACGGCGAAACGUCUCGAUGAACAACAAUUCGUCUGGCUAUCCGCGAUUUGACGCUUAUAGCCAACGAGUUCUGAGUAACAGCAAGCUCAACCCAAAUGCCAAAGUCUUUGUACCUGGAGUAAAAACGGCAUAGCUGUAGAAAAGGGCAGAGAUGGCAAUGUUUUCACUCUGUUUUUUGUAAAUACAAGGGAUAUUCUCAUUGAAGAUAUUGUAAAUUGUUAAGGUGGAGUAAUAUGACUUUACCUAAUUAGACAGAAUAUUAAACAUUUUUAUUCAGCG